UUGCAAAAUGUGUAAAUAAUGGGGUGUGUAGAUUAAUGAAUCAUUUCAAAUUAGAAAAAGUUUAAAAAUGAGUAAACUGAUAUUAUAUCUGUUAACAAUUAGUUUAAUUAGCGGUAAAGUGCAUAACUGUGGAGAAUGGUCUGAUUGGAUGGACUUUGAGACUUUAACUGAAGAAAUGACAACCAACUAUCAAGUCACCCUCAACGAUAAUCAAUCUCACAAUAUCUGCCACACCUUUUCACUCGAACCUUACAUCAAACAUGAGGAGGAGAAGGGUUUUAAAAUGAGUGUGGUGAAGACAGCGGGAUUGGCGAGUUGUUUGGGGCUAACGUUUGCAAUUGGCGCUAUAAUAGUUUACUCUAAAACUAGCGGUAAAGAAAUGCAGUUAGAAUGAUAAACUGAUGACUUGGCAGUGAAUUAUCUGGAAUCGGAGCAGAGCUGAGACUGCCCAUCAGUUUUCGGAAGCGCCUUCCCAGUAAAAUAAUAAUUCGUAUGAAGCAACGCGCCAAAUGUUAAUGUAGCCUAAAUUAAACAUAAUUUAUAUUGUUUAUCAUUAUCUAUGAAAAAAUUAGGAAUUUGUGUAAAAA
This is a messenger RNA of Theileria parva strain Muguga, 587 nucleotides long. Its product is annotated as putative integral membrane protein. The transcript is spliced from 3 exons. The record is from RefSeq and is a predicted model, not a curated record. NCBI's taxonomy places the organism in Eukaryota, Apicomplexa, Aconoidasida, Piroplasmida, Theileriidae. Bases 68 to 394 code for a protein of 108 amino acids.